Messenger RNA from Coffea arabica (coffee), 1689 nucleotides. The record is from RefSeq and is a predicted model, not a curated record. Lineage: Eukaryota; Viridiplantae; Streptophyta; Magnoliopsida; Gentianales; Rubiaceae.
AUGGGCUGUCAUUGGAGAGAAAUGAGGAGUUUUGGGCUGCAUUUGCUGACCGGCAGAUGGUUCACUCUGUUCGCUUCACUCCUGAUCAUGUCCGUCAAUGGCGGUGCUUAUUUAUUCGGUGUCUACUCCAAUGACAUCAAGUCCACAUUAGGCUAUGAUCAAACAACCCUUAAUUUGGUCAGUUUUUACAAGGAUUUGGGAGGCAACCUCGGAAUCAUAUCAGGGCUGAUUAAUGAAGUUUGUCCCCCAUGGGUCGUUUUGGCCAUUGGCGCUGUUAUGAACUUCUUUGGUUACUUCAUGAUCUGGCUAGCUGUCACGGGCCGUACCCCGAAGCCUCAGGUGUGGCAGCUGUGCUUGUAUAUAUUCAUCGGUGCUGAUUCACAGGCAUUUGCUCAUACGGGCUCUUUGAUCACAACCGUUAAGAACUUUCCUGAGAGUCGAGGCAUCGUUUUAGGCCUUUUGAAAGGUUUUGUUGGCCUAAGCGGCGCUAUCAUGACACAAUUGUACCAUGCCCUGAAUGGAGAUGAUACCAAGUCCAUCAUACUACUCGUAGGAUGGCUUCCGGCAGCUGUUUCAGUCGUGUUUCUUCCUGCAAUUCGACUCAUGAAGGUCAUCAAGCAGAAGAAUGAGCUCAGGUUGUUCUACUCUAUGUUGUAUAUUUCACUAGGCCUUGCCAGUUUUCUGAUGGUUAUAAUCAUUAUCCAAAAGAGGCUUACGUUUAGUAGGAGUGAAUAUAUUGCAAGCGCCGUUGCUGUGCUUAUUCUGGUCUUUUCUCCACUUCUUGUUGUUGCAAAAGAAGAAUUUACAACAUAUUCAUGGAACAAGACAAUUGCUUCAAUGAGAAAUGUCUUCCAUCCACCAGAACUAGGGGAGGACUACACCAUUUUGCAAGCAGUUUUUAGUUUGGACCUGUUAAUUCUUCUUAUUUCGACAUCAUGUGGCAUCGGUGGUGCACUAACAGCAAUAGAUAACUUGGGUCAAAUUGGCAAAUCUUUAGGCUAUCCAAGCAAUAGCAUUACCACUUUUGUAUCACUGGUCAGCAUCUGGAAUUAUCUGGGACGAGUAGCAGCCGGAUUCUCCUCAGAAUUCCUUCUGAUAAAAUACAAAUUUCCGCGAUCUUUGAUGCUUACAUUCGUACUUGCACUUGCCUGUGUUGGUCAUAUCCUGAUUGCUUUUCCAGUUCCAAAUUCUCUCUACACAGCUUCAGUGAUCAUUGGAUUUUGUGUUGGAGCACAAUGGACGUUACUUUUUGCAAUAAUAUCAGAGAUAUUUGGCCUUAAAUACUACUCCACAUUGUUCCAAUUUGGUGCCUUGGGAAGCCCAAUUGGAGCCUAUGUUCUCAAUGUGAAAGUAGCUGGUCAUCUCUAUGAUAAAGAGGCAAUGAAGCAAAUGGUAGCUAAGGGGCUCACAAGACAAUCUGGCCAGGACUUGACAUGCUUUGGGGGGAAGUGUUACAGAAAAUCUUUUAUUAUAGUAGCAGCUGCAACCCUUUUUAGUUGCCUUGUCUCUUUAAUUCUGGUAGUUAGGACAAGAGAAUUUUACAAAGGAGACAUUUAUAGAAAGUUUAGAGAUGGCACAAAGAUGGAUUUUGCUGAUGCAACUGGUACUGAAGCAUAUGAUGGCACCAUCACUAAAUCCAAGCAUGAAACUGAAUGUAUAGAUGAAAAGAAGCAAGAAGAUUGCACAUAG